Messenger RNA from Camarhynchus parvulus, 4392 nucleotides. RefSeq names its product TIMP metallopeptidase inhibitor 4 (gene TIMP4). Lineage: Eukaryota; Metazoa; Chordata; Aves; Passeriformes; Thraupidae. The transcript is spliced from 5 exons. Gene Ontology annotation, molecular function: protease binding; metalloendopeptidase inhibitor activity. The coding region runs from base 251 to 946 and encodes 231 amino acids. The record is from RefSeq and is a predicted model, not a curated record. Gene Ontology annotation, cellular component: extracellular matrix. Gene Ontology annotation, biological process: negative regulation of endopeptidase activity; negative regulation of membrane protein ectodomain proteolysis.
UCUUUGGCCAUGACCAUUUCCACUCCCGAGCUUCUUCGGGACGAUGUCACCAAUAAAUGAGCUUUGAAGCGCGGGAAGGCGGAGCCGGGGCUCGGCGCCGGGGCCAUAAAUACGAGGGUCCCAUGUCCGGGUGUUUUGGAGGCAGCGAGCACCGGCAGCGCUCGGAGCGAGCAGCGUUUGGUGUCCCGAGCAUCCCUGAGCAUCGCAGCGCGGCCGGGACAGCGCGGCAGAGCCUUUCCCCGUGCGGAGCAUGAGCCGAGCGGGCAGCGGGAGCCCCGGGAGCAGCCCCGGGGGCCGAGGGGCCGCGCUGGCGCUGGCGCUGUGCGCGCUGUGCGCGCUGCCCGCCGCCGUGUCCGCCUGUAGCUGCGCGCCCGCGCACCCGCAGCAGCUGCUGUGCGAUGCUGCGCUCGUGAUCCGAGCAAAAAUCUCCAGUGAAAAGGUGGUUCCUGCCAGUGAUGAUCCCCUUGAUAGCCACAAAAUGAUCCGGUAUGAAAUCAAACAAAUAAAGAUGUUUAAAGGCUUUGAAAAGCUCAAGGAUGUCCAGUAUGUCUACACCCCUUUUGAUUCAUCACUCUGUGGAGUGAAGCUAGAAGCCAACAACAAAAAACAGUACCUUCUAACAGGCCAAAUUUUAAGUGAUGGCAAAGUGCUGAUCCACUUGUGCAACUACAUUGAACCGUGGGAUGAUUUAUCCUUGUCUCAGAAGAAGAGCCUGAACCAGAGGUACCAGAUGGGCUGUGGCUGCAAGAUCACCACGUGCUACUCGGUGCCCUGCUCCAUCACGGCGCCCAACGAGUGCCUGUGGACGGACUGGCUGCUGGAGCGGCGGCUGCAGGGCCACCAGGCGCGCCACUACGCCUGCAUCCGCCGCAGCGACGGCACCUGCAGCUGGUACCGGGGCGGGCCGCCCCCCGAGAAGGAGUUCAUGGACAUCAGCGAGCCCUGAGCGCCCAACGUUCCCUAAAGCAGCGCCCUGGGAGGCUCCUUCCAUCCCACCGGCCUAGAAACGAGCGCCGCGUCCCCAAAGGGCCCGUGGGGCUGGCACCGCUGCAGGACGAGGGACAAGCCUCCUGCAGGCACCUGCUCUGCUCUGUUAUGCUUUGCACAGAGGGCUGGCAGCGUCCUCCAAGGCACAACAAAUCCCCUUCUUGCCAACAUGAAUGUACGAGAAUAAAUUUUGCCAGAAUUUUGCCAAUACGAAUGUUCAAGAACAAAUUUUGCCAGAAUUUUGCCGAUUUCGCCAAUACGAAUACUCAAGAAAAAAUUUUGCCAGAAUUUUGCUGAUACGAAUGUUCAAGAACAAAUUUUGCCAGAAUUUUGACAGAAUUUUGCCAAUAUAAGUGUUUAAGAACAAAUUUUGUGAGAAUUUUGUCAAUUUUGCUGAUAUAAAUGUUCAAGAACAAAUUUUGCCAGAAUUUUGUCAAUUUUGCUGAUAUAAAUGUUCAAGAACAAACUUUGCCAGAAUUUUGCCAAUAUAAAUGUUCAAGAACAAAUUUUGCCAGAAUUUUGCCAAUUUUGUCAAUACGAAUAUUCAAGAACAAAUUUUUCCAGAAUUUUGUCAAUUUUGCCAAUAUGAAUAUUCAGGAACAAAAGUUUUGCCAAUAUGAAUAUUCAAGAACAAUUUUUUUCAGAAUUUUGUCAAUUUUGCCAAUAUGAAUAUUCAAGAACAAAUUUUGCCGGAAUUUUGCCAAUUUUCCCAAUAGGAAUGCUCAAGAACAAAUUUUGCCAGAAUUUUGCCAAUGUGAAUGUUCAAGAACAAAUUUUGCCAGAAUUUUGCCCCCUGUUUUGAUCACCUGCAGGUUAAGAGCUCCCCGUGUUUUAUUCCAAAUCUUUCUGAUGAACUACAGAAUGUUUUAUAGAACUGGUUUUUUUUUCUGUAUGAAAGUCUUGGAUACAAAAGAAUUAUUGUACAGUGUAUAUGUAAAGUAUUAUAACAAUGUGCUAUUAAAAACAAAGAUUCACAAAUAUUUCCCUAUGUGUUGAAUCGAGUUGAACACUUCUGUGAUUAAAACAAUCUGUGCUCCACAUUUUGUACUUUCCUUAUGUCACAGCUUCCUUUAUCCGCAGAGUUGUUACUUCCAUUGAUAACUAAAUUAAGAAACAGCCUUGAUAAUCAAAACCCCCUUCCCAGGUCAGCAUUCCUAUGGACUAACCACACUUUGCUGAAGGAAAAGCCAGAGUUUUAGUCCAUGGGUUAAAGCAUUAAUCCGUGGAUUUAAGCUUUCCAUGGAACAAAUUCCAAGCCCAAAUCAUGACAGACUAAAACUGCUCAGAGCUACAAAAACCAUGUCCAUCUUCAGGGCAGCUGCAGCUCUUAAAACCUCCUUAAACACAUGACCAGUACUUGUACCCCAGCAUUGUUAAAACUUUAGAAUCUCACCUGAAAAUGCAUGCAAUAAAUAUUGCCUAACUCACACUGCAAUGAUUUCUGGAAGCUCUCAGAUGUUUGACCCUGUUUAAUAGGAUUUCAUUGUUUUUCUUUCAUGAACACCUACCAUACCCCGUCAGUGAGUUUGGCUACUUGUGAACUCAAACUAGAGAAGGGUUACAGCACAUUUUGCUGGUAACUUUUUUAGUGUCAUAACUUUCCUGAAUUGAUGACUGGAGUUAGUAACUAAUCCUUCACACACGUAUUUAAGUUUAUAAAAGUAAUUCAGUUCACAGUGGUGAAACUUAGGGAAGUGUAAAUGCCCAAGUCCAGACUAUUUGUGCCCCAGAAAAAAGGGGCAGAGCCCUCAGGCAGGAUGGGAGUCUCCAGUAGUUGCCUUUUCUGACAGAUUUUGCUAUCUAAAGGACAGGUUUGGAAAUGCUCUUCUAAAAAAGAUUUACUUUUUCUGUGACUAAGUUUACACAUUUCAAAUGAAACGCAAAUGGUGCAAGGCCAACAGGAAAAUGUGUCGUCAUCCUUUGAGGAAUAAGUAUCCCUUAAUACAUAAAAGCCAAUGUUUCACUUUUAAUUUACUAUAAAUCAGUCUGGCUCUUUUAAUUUACAACCCUAAAUUAAAACCAUAUCUAUGUGCUGCCAAAUGUAAAGCGCAGUUUGUUUUCUGCUCAAGACAAACCAAAAAUUUCCUAGGCACUAACAGUUUGGACUACAGACUUACAUAAAUGAAACAAAAAGGAAUAAAAAGUUACAUUUCUUCCAAAACAGAAUUGAUAUUGCAGUGACAGUUUUGGCAGAGCCAUGUACUGACAGUGCUGUGCAUUUAUAUUAUUAAUUUCCAGAAAGAUUCAAAGCUAGGCCUUAUUUCCUCAUGUCAGAUCAACCAAUACCUAGAGAAGCCCACAGAGCUUAAUAACCACAAAGGUUAAAAUUCAGUGGUUAAUAUUCAAUGGUUAAUAUUCAGUGGUUAAUAUUCAAUGAUUAAUAUUCAGUAGUUAAUAGUCAAUACCAGUCCUGUAGCAUUUGUCUCCAAAUCAUUUUGAUGGGAUGGUGCCUUUUGGAUAACAGCAAGCUUUUUUUCCUGCUUUUUAGCUCCCCAGAGCUCUGGUCCUAUUUUAGUUUUACAGUAAUUAGACCUGAACCCUCAACUCACCCAGCCCAGAUUGCCUUCUCUGGGCACCUUGCACAAAGAAAUGCUUUUUCUGAUAUUUAUGGACAGACUGUAAUACAAAUGAUUGCGUGCCACAAUUAGUUUUUAAAAAUUUCCUGCUUUUCCUGCUAUAAAAUAUCCCUCAUGAGGUAUUUCACAAUUUCUACUUUGAUUUCUGCCUGAGCUGAAAUCUGCCCAAACUCCCCACAAUGGAUGGUACAAAGAUUUUUUUCCCCUCAUAUCAAUAAAUGUGGCAAGGAAAGUUUUACAAAACCCACCUCAGAAUGAGAUUUUAUUUUCCCAGAAGAAGACUCUGCAAGAGCCUUGACUACAACGUGGCAUUCCAAAUAUGUUAUUUUAAUAUCAGGAUUUUUACUGUAGUGGCAUUGAUACCUUAUCAACAGCAGAUUCUUUUUACAACGAUUUUCUUUUUACUUCUUGAAACUGUGUUUGUGUUACAUGAGAGGGUGGAGCAGAAACACAGCCUGGCACAGCAUUUUAAUUUAAUUUGAAAAUGGCUCACAUGACUUUUGGUGAGAGUAGGGCAAAGAAGAGAGAAGGGAGUCUAUAUAGGUGAACAGAGAAAAAAAAAUCACCACCUGGGAUAUUGCUGGUGUUUCCUCAGCGUUCCAGAUAGGUUUUAAUUAAAUUGUUCAGCAAUUAUGUUGGAAAAGCUGUGUGGUUUUUGCAGAGAACAGAGGAGGUGGGAAUGCAGUGAAAUAAAGGGAACUAAUUACUGAGGGAAAGGCUGUAGGUAUGACUCAGCCAGCAAUGAGUUCAAAAGCCUCACAGCGUUUUGUGUGAUCAGUCUGGGAUGAAUGUUUCUGUUUCAAAAAGUGUUUCAUUAAAGCAGCUCUGU